Messenger RNA from Tachysurus fulvidraco (yellow catfish), 2033 nucleotides. It is a transcript of the gene phkg1a, whose product is annotated as phosphorylase kinase, gamma 1a (muscle). Gene Ontology annotation, molecular function: ATP binding; calmodulin binding; phosphorylase kinase activity. The transcript is spliced from 10 exons. The record is from RefSeq and is a predicted model, not a curated record. Bases 210 to 1442 code for a protein of 410 amino acids. Gene Ontology annotation, cellular component: phosphorylase kinase complex. Gene Ontology annotation, biological process: glycogen biosynthetic process; protein phosphorylation. NCBI's taxonomy places the organism in Eukaryota, Metazoa, Chordata, Actinopteri, Siluriformes, Bagridae.
GUGUGUGUGUGUGUGUGUGUGUGUGUGUGUGUGUGAGCUGUAUAAACCUCCCCACGUUAUUUCUGGACCGUGACCUUCUCCCUGCGCUUUUCUCGUGUACUAAUUCGUCUCUGCGCACUGAACAUAGUGUUGUUGGAUCAUGGCCUGAUUUGGACAUCUAGAAAAGCAAUAAACCGGAACUACACUUUCUACAGCAGGAAAUCUAAUGCAUGAAGGUUGCACCCGUGUUUCCUCGGAUAAACUGUGAAACCAUCAUCAUGACCAAAGACGAUGAAAUCCCUGACUGGGUGGGAGCUAAAGAGUUCUAUGAAAAAUAUGAUCCCAAGGAGAUCCUUGGAAGGGGAGUUAGCAGUGUGGUCAGACGCUGUGUAAAUAAACGCACAGCACACGAAUAUGCCGUCAAAAUCAUUGACAUAACACCAUCGGAUAAAACGACACCUCAAGAGAUUGAGGAGAUCAGGGAAGCCACCGUGAAAGAGAUUGAAAUCCUGAGGAAAGUGUAUGGGCAAGAGAACAUAAUUCAGCUGAAGGACUGCUAUGAGACAAAAUCCUUCUUCUUCUUGGUCUUUGACUUAAUGAAAAAAGGAGAGCUGUUUGAUUAUCUCACUGAGAAAGUUACACUGAGUGAGAAAGAGACAAGAAAGCUUAUGCGUGCUUUGCUGGAAGUGGUUAGCUUCCUUCACUCCCAGAACAUAGUUCACAGAGACCUGAAGCCAGAGAACAUCCUUCUGGAUGACAACAUGAACAUCAAACUGACCGAUUUUGGCUUCGCCGUACAGAUUGCAUCGGGGCAGAAGCUUAAAGAGGUAUGUGGAACACCAGGUUAUUUGGCUCCAGAAAUUAUUGAGUGUUCCAUGGAUCCUCAUCAUCCAGGCUAUGGCACUGCAGUGGAUAUCUGGAGUGCUGGUGUGAUCAUGUAUACACUCCUGGCUGGCUCUCCUCCAUUCUGGCACCGGAAACAGAUGCUGAUGCUGCGCAUGAUACUGGCAGGAAACUAUCAGUUUACUUCACCAGAGUGGGACGAUCGCUCAGACACCAUCAAAGAUCUAAUCUCCAAAAUGUUGGUGGUGAAUCCAGAGCAACGUUACACAGCCAACGAUGCCUUAAAUCACCCGUUCUUUCAGCAGUAUGUGGUGGAGGAGGUGCGGCAUUUCAGCCCGUACAGGAAGUUUAAAGUGAUCUGUAUGACUGUCCUCGCUUCGGUGCGCAUUUACUGCAAUUAUCGUCGUGCUAAACCCGUCACCAAGGACGUGAUCAGGAGUGACCCCUAUGCAGUGAAACCAAUUCGCAAACUCAUCGAUGCUUGUGCAUUCAAGAUAUAUGGACACUGGGUGAAGAAAGGCCAAACGCAGAACAGAGCGGCCUUAUUCGAGAACAGCCCAAAGGCCAUUUUACUCUCUAUAGCGGCCGAGGCUGAAAAUUCCUCAUUGCGUACCUGGUAGACGAAAAUGAGAAACUGGGAAAGUUGCUUGAUCAAGAAUGUUGCAAAUCACUUUUCUGGAAUGUGUUACUAUUCUAAAUUCAGGAAACCGACUUCUAAUCUUAUUUUGCAAUGGAAAAUGUGCACAUGUUUUUUAGAUAUAGUUUAUUCGGAAGCUGAAAUAUUUGCAUAUCUCCAAGUGUUCAGCAAUACAUGUAUGUUAAAACCUCAAUAAUAAGCUUUUACAUACCUCACAUAUGUACAGUGUAGCUUGAAAUGGGUUUUUACUAUAUACACUCAUUAAAAUAUCUAGAUUGUUGGAUGUAAAGCAAAGUGUAAGCAGCAUCAAUGAAAGAUCUAUUUUGUCCUGCUUGACUGUCAUGGAGGCUAAGAAUCACCUGAAUACCUUCUUGUGCACAUGCAAGUGAACAUUUGUUCAAGUGAUUUAUUUAAGGAUAAGUAAAAGCUUGUGACGGCACAUCGGUUGGCACGUCUCUGGGUGCUUUGUUAAAAGGGGCAAAGAAUGUCUGGUCUAAAGAGACUGGUGUUGGAUCCAACCAUUGUGCUGGGGUACAUUAGGAGUCUACACAAAUUGCCAAACUGAAAUGGGCUU